Molecule: messenger RNA, 534 nt
Organism: Armigeres subalbatus
Lineage: Eukaryota; Metazoa; Arthropoda; Insecta; Diptera; Culicidae
Exons: 2
Coding region: 23-499 (158 amino acids)
Source: RefSeq, a predicted model, not a curated record
AAUUCGCGUUCCUUUUAUCGUAAUGUCGUUUUGCAUUGUACAAACCCGAAAAUCAAAAAGGGCUUUGCCCUCAUUGACUGCAGUACCCACAAACUGGGUACAGGACAAAAGUGUUUUCUGGCCGCCAAGUAACUUGGUGUCUCUUUCACAAUGUAAGGAUUCGGUACCAGACAAACAAAUCUGGAAGAAGCAGGCAUGUAAACUGCUCGGGAAAGCCAAUUCCUAUCAUCAGGCUGAAGAGCUGAUCAGCAUGUUGGACAAGAUGACCGAUUCCGAGGAUGCUCUGCAAAUGGAUCGUGGAACAAGGGCAAAUCCAGCAAAAAAGCGACCAAAAUUCCAAUCAAAAAGUUAUCAAUUGGCUCCACCAGCGCCUGUUCCAGGGCCUUCGGGUAACGUGAUUAUGAAACAAGGAUCAUCAGAAAUAAGCUCAAAUUCAAAGAAAACGCACAAACAACCUGAGCAACUGUAUUCAGAACCAUUUGAAUCCCUCACCAUUUGAAUCCCCCACCCAUUUGAAUCCCAUCCCUCAUCAAU